Molecule: messenger RNA, 468 nt
Organism: Microthlaspi erraticum
Lineage: Eukaryota; Viridiplantae; Streptophyta; Magnoliopsida; Brassicales; Brassicaceae
Source: the annotation of a GenBank genome assembly
AUGCAUUGGGAGUGGAAAAAUUGUCCCACGGAAUGGAAAGGGCAAUAUGCACGGGGUCAUGCAAAACCAACAAUCGUUUUAGAGGCUGUCGCGUCGUAUGAUCUGUGGAUUUGGCACGCAUUUUUCGGACCUCCAGGUACUUUAAACGACAUUAAUGUUCUCCACCGCUCACCCGUGUUUGAUGAUAUAUUAGAAGGUCGAGCUCCUAAGGUGUCAUUCUCUGUUAAUGGACACCGAUACAAGAAGGCUUACUAUCUCACAGAUGAUGAAAGAGACGCUGAAACUAUAGAUAACGUAACGGAAUUCCAACAAGGAGGAGCAGACGGGAGCGGGUCUUCACAAGUACUCCACUUGCCGUCGAAUGUCCACAAUAUUAUGGCUAAUCGAGCUGAUAUUCGUGACCAACAAAAGCAUCACCAAUUGAAAGCUGAUUUGGUUGAGCAUAUUUGGAACAAAUUUGGUCAUUAA